This is a messenger RNA of Cyclopterus lumpus (lumpfish), 1611 nucleotides long. RefSeq names its product gastrula zinc finger protein xLCGF3.1-like. Bases 1 to 1149 code for a protein of 382 amino acids. Gene Ontology annotation, molecular function: RNA polymerase II cis-regulatory region sequence-specific DNA binding; DNA-binding transcription factor activity, RNA polymerase II-specific. The record is from RefSeq and is a predicted model, not a curated record. Gene Ontology annotation, biological process: regulation of DNA-templated transcription. Lineage: Eukaryota; Metazoa; Chordata; Actinopteri; Perciformes; Cyclopteridae. The transcript is spliced from 2 exons.
AUGUCUAAAGUCCAACAGCUGAGAUGUUUAGUCAACCAGCGACUAACUGCGGCUGCGCAAGAGAUCUUUGGUCUGUUUGAAAGAACGAUAGCAGAGUACGAGGAGGAACUUUGUAGUUCCAGAGAGGAGAACGAGCGACACCGGAAACGACUGGACGCUGUGUUCAACCCGGAAGAGGACCCAGAACCCCCCCACAUUAAAGGGGAACAGGAGGAACUCUGGACCAGUCAGGAGGUAGAGCAGCUUCAAGGGCUGGAGGAGGCUGGUCUCAAGUUCUCAUUCACUGUAAAGAGUGAAGAUGAUGAAGAGGAAGCUCAGUCCUCUCAGCUUCAUCAAAGACAAACUGAACACAUGGAAACAGAAGCUGAUGGAGCGGAUUGUGGAGGACCAGAACCAGACAGGAAGUUAGAUCCAGAAAGACAUCCAGGACCAGAUACUGAUGAGACUGAGGACAGUGCUGAUUGGGAGGAGACUGAGGAACCUCAGUCAGAUGUGAACCCUCAAAACAAAGAAGUACCUGUAAGUGAUGUGAACUGUAGUACUGGAAAUACAUCAAUCAGCUCUCCUGAAUGUGCUGGAAGCUCUGACCACAAGGGACAUCUGGAGAAACCCACUAGCUCCAAAACAGGAGAGAAACCAUUUCAAUGCUCACUUUGUGACAAAAGAUUUGGAUUGAAUAAGUGUCUAAAGAGACACAUGAUUGUCCACACAGGAGAGAAACUAUUUAGUUGUUCUGUGUGUAGUAAAACAUUUACACAAAAGGGAACCCUGAAGGGUCACAUGACUGUCCACACAGGAGAGAAACUAUUUAGUUGUUCUGUGUGUAGUAAAACAUUUUCACUAAAAGGAAACCUGAACGCUCACAUGAAUGUCCACACAGGAGCGAAACCAUUUAGAUGUUCUGUGUGUAGUAAAAUAUUUACACGAAAGAGAAACCUGAACGCUCACAUGACCAUCCACACAGGAGAGAAACCAUUUAGUUGUUCAGUUUGUAGUAAACCAUUUAGACAUAAGGGAAACCUGAACUAUCACAUGAUUGACCACACAGGAGAGAAACCAUUUAGUUGUUCAAUGUGUAGUCAAACAUUUCAACGAAAGAGAAACCUGAACGCUCACAUGACUGUUUGUCCACACAGGGGAAACAUUUAGUUGUCAGUUUGUGAUAAAACAUUUUCACAAAAGCAACAUCUGAAACGACAUUUAAUUAUCCACACUAGAGAAACUAAUUAGUCGUGGAGUUUCUCAACAAGAUUUUCUUGUCUCGGUUAUUCCAACAUAAAUCUAUUCAGCUGAGAUUAAGCUACAAAUCAAUUUAUAUUCUUUGACGUCAGUUUCUCUGGUAUUGUCUUAUGUUUCAUGUGUUAUGUAUUGUCAUGUAUAUAUGAAUUUAAAUGGUUUUCCAUUGUCAAAGUAUUUCAUGUUCUCUAUGCAGCACUGUGGUUUGAGCUGAAUUCUCAUCGGUGAUGAAACUGAGGAACAUUUGUAACCUUCUUUCUCUUCAGCAACGUUUCUCUUCAGUUUAAACUCAAUACUUCCUUGAUUUAGUUUUACUGUAGAAACUGACAUUUUGUUCCAUAACUGAAGAAUGACUGAAUUGAGAACAGAAUUGUG